AAAGGCACACGCAAUGUCAGGGUGUCAAUUUGCUAUGCUAGGCCCAUUUGUAUCUUUUCUAUUCGAUUGUGAUUCGGUGUGAUGAUUUUUUAUAUCUUCUUCUUUUCGAUUCUCCCUCCUGUCCUUUCAAUUCCAUAUGCUGGGUCUUAUUUUUUUCUUUUAUUUCUUUUCCUACUACCCCCCGGCUUUCCCUCUUGCUGUUACUACUAUGUAGCCUGGCCUGAUAUCACUACUCCUCGUUUCUUGAUUUACAUCUGUCUCCAUUACACCCGCCUUUUCUCCAGACAAUGAAGGAUUAUUUGCAGACUGUACCUUUCUCUCCAAUCUCCGUAGAUUGUCGACCUAAGUUUAAUUUACGCUCUACGGACUUUUUCCUUCCUUCCUUCUAUCAU
This is a messenger RNA of Aspergillus welwitschiae, 392 nucleotides long. RefSeq lists its product as uncharacterized. The record is from RefSeq and is a predicted model, not a curated record. The transcript has a single exon. Lineage: Eukaryota; Fungi; Ascomycota; Eurotiomycetes; Eurotiales; Aspergillaceae. Bases 82 to 291 code for a protein of 69 amino acids.